GCAGUAAUCAUGGCGUCCACGGCUGCGACCCGUACUGCAGCUGGUGCCGCAAAAGUUGUUAAACCCAUUUUUAGCCGAGACUUGGACGAAGCUAAACGUAGAGUCCGGGAGUUGUACCGAGCAUGGUAUCGAGAGGUGCCCAAUACAGUGGCCACAUUUCAGCUGGACAUCACAACGCGUCAGGGAAGAGACAAGGUGCGGGAGAUGUUCGACAAAAACAAGCAUGUUACGGAUCCCCGUGUCAUCGACAUGUUGGUUAUUAAGGGGAAAAUGGAACUUCAGGAAACAAUCCACGUCUGGAAACAGAAGACUCAUGUAAUGCGCUACUUCUAUGAGUCUGAGGAGCCUCGACCCACUGACUUCGUGUCCAAAUUCUACAAGGGUCAUGACCCAUGA
This is a messenger RNA of Menidia menidia (Atlantic silverside), 396 nucleotides long. Lineage: Eukaryota; Metazoa; Chordata; Actinopteri; Atheriniformes; Atherinopsidae. The record is from the annotation of a GenBank genome assembly.